AUGGCAGCAAGAUGGUUGCAGAUGAUUGAACACAUCUUUGAACGUGUGGGGUGUCCGAAAGCUCACAAGGUUGACUAUGCAUCGUAUCAGUUGAUUGAUGAAGCAUUAACUUGGUGGACUAGUGCAAGGGCGUUACUUCGAGCACAACAUGUUGAUCUUACUUUGGAGUUGUUCAGACGAGUCUUUCUUGACAAAUAUUUUCCUAAGGUUAUGAGGAGAAUGAAACACACGGAGCUUCUAGCACUGUGGCAACAUAAUAUGACUGUUAAUGAAUAUAUUGCAAAGUUUGGACAGCUGAUGGAGUAUGCUAAUUUUGAUCGGAACAUUUAUGAUGAAGAAUGGCAGAUGGAAAAGUAUGAAAGUGGAUUGCAUCCGGAGAUUCGCAAGCUUGUUUUGACUUCAGCAAUUCGUACUCUUCCUGAAUUGAUUAAUCAGAGUCGGCAAGCAAAAGAGAUUAUAAAUGAAGCCAAGACUUUGUCUAAACCGCCAAAUGCGAAUCAGGCUCCUACUCAAGCUCGGGUGUUCACUCUUGAUGCCAAUGAAGCCCAGAAGUAUCCGAAUCUGAUCCGAGGUAAUGUAAUUCUGAAUGGUUAUCCUAUUUCUGUUAUCUUUGAUUCUGGAGCAUCAGGUUCUUUUAUUGCGGGGCACACUGCAAUGAGACUAGGUCUCACCUCGACUCCUCUACCUUAUGAGUUACAAACCAGUACUCCUACUGGAGGAUCUUGUACUGCAUCAGAAAUCUGCAGGGGUUGUAUUCUACAGUUUGAAGGAAGGACUUAUACGGUGAAUUUAGUGGUUCUACCGGUAUUCAGUCUUGGGAUGACUAUCGGUAUGGACUGGUUGGCGGAGAAUGGAAUAACCUUGGAUUGUCAAGCAGGAAAGGUCAUCGUUCCUUCUAAAGAUGGUAAUUCUCAGUUCUUUGCUACUAUUUCCUUAUUGCAAGUUAGAAAAGAACUCCUUCGGGGAGCUGAAGGAUACUUGUUGUUAAUUGAGUCUGAGAAUACUGUUGACACCCAACUUCAAAAUAUUCAUGUUGUUAGUGAGUUCGUGGAGGUGUUUCCUGAUGAAAUUCCUCGAUUACCUCCUCAUCGGGAGAUCGAAUUUCCUAUUGAACUUCUUCCUGGAGUUGGACCUAUUUCCAUUGCUCCUUACCGUAUGGCACCACUGGAACUUCGGGAACUUAAGAAGCAAAUAGAAGAGCUGUUGUCAAAAGAAUUCAUCAGACCCAGUACUUCUCCAUGGGGUGCUCCAACUAUUCUUAUCAAGAAGAAGGAUGGUAGUUUACGUCUGUGUGUGGAUUACCGUCAACUGAACAAGGUGACAGUAAAGAAUAAAUAUCCGCUUCCUAGAAUUGAUGAUCUGAUGGAUCAGUUGAGAGGUGCUAGGGUGUUCUCUAAAAUAGAUUUGCGAUCGGGAUAUCAUCAAAUCCGGGUUAAACCUGAGGACAUUCUGAAAACGGCAUUCAGGACUCGAUAUGGUCACUAUGAAUAUCAGGUGAUUCCGUUUGGACUUACUAAUGCUCCGGCUGUAUUCAUGGAUUAUAUAAACCGUAUCUUUCACCCAUUCUUAGAUCAGUUUGUCAUUGUAUUUAUUGAUGACAUUCUGAUUUAUUCAACCAAUGAAGAACUGCAUGCUGAACAUUUGAGAAUAGUCUUACAAAUCCUUAAAGAGAAACAAUUGUAUGCCAAGUGGUCGAAGUGUGAAAUCUGGUUAAAUGAAGUCCAGUUCUGGUUAAAUGAUGUCCAGUUCUUAGGUCACAUAAUUUCUACAGAAGGUAUUGCUGUGGAUCCCAGCAAAGUGGAAGCAGUAAUGAAUUGGGAGCGACCUAAGACCGUCACAGAAGUGAGGAGUUUCUUGGGACUUGCAGGUUAUUAUCGUAGAUUCAUCCAGAACUUCUCUCAGUUAGUACAGCCUCUCACACGUCUCACUCGGAAGGGAAUGCCUUUUGAGUGGACUGACGCUUGUGAAGAAUGUUUCUUGGAGCUAAAAGGUAGAUUGACCAGUUCUCCCGUGCUUACUAUUCCGGAUCCAACCAGAAAGUUUGAAGUGUAUUGUGAUGCUUCUCUAAAGGACCUUGGUUGCAUGUUGAUGCAAGACCAUAUGGUUGUAGCUUAUGCAUCACGAUAA
Molecule: messenger RNA, 2127 nt
Organism: Gastrolobium bilobum
Lineage: Eukaryota; Viridiplantae; Streptophyta; Magnoliopsida; Fabales; Fabaceae
Exons: 2
Coding region: 1-2127 (708 amino acids)
Source: RefSeq, a predicted model, not a curated record